Molecule: messenger RNA, 1485 nt
Organism: Amoebophrya sp. A120
Lineage: Eukaryota; Dinophyceae; Syndiniales; Amoebophryaceae
Source: the annotation of a GenBank genome assembly
AUGUCUCGCUCUACUACCCCCCUAACUCUGUCCGCCAUCGUUGCGCGAGGCGGGACCUCGAAAGGUUUGUUUUUUGAGGGAAGUGCCUUGUGCCGGGAGCUCAGGUUUCCUGCUGGCUGCACUGUUUCCCAGUUAUUUGAUGAGAAGAAGAAGUCUGAGACUGAGAGCCAUAUUUCGCUCUCGGAAAAAGCGACACUCCGACAGAAGCUGACCCGCUCACUGCUGCGCGUUGUGCUCAAUAAAGAGGGCCUGCCGGAUCCGUCAGGCGCUCAAAUAGACGGAAUGGGAGGAGCGACCAGCUCUACCAGCAAGGUGGUCAUUUUAGAGAAACGUGCGUCUCCUGCCGCUUCCAAUAGGAGCGGUGAUGUGGAAAAAGUUGUCAUCAAUUACAUUUUCGGCCAAGUUGCCACGAAGACGCCGGAGAUAGACUGGAGCACUGCCUGCGGCAAUUUGGCCAGUGCAGUGGGGGUCGUCGCCGAAUUCUUUGGUCUGGUGAAGAGUAGCAGUACAACUCCACCCACCUCUGAAGAAGAAAAGCACGGCCCGGCCGCGCCGAACCCCCUCUCAGUUUGGCAAGUGAAUAAAGGAUACCCGCUUGAAAUUCAGCCGUUGCCACCGGACCACCCCAUUGAGAUUGCGGGUGUGCCAGGCUUCGCGCCCGGAUGCGUCGUCAACUUCAUACUUGGAAAAAAGCAGGAACCGUUGUUGCCAUUAGGGGCAAGCACGGAAAUAGAGAUUUCGACGAGAACUGAAGAUUCUGCGGAGGAUACAAUUCAACCGCCUGGCAUGAAGAUGAGCGAACUUGCAGCUGCAUCUGUCCGCUCUAUUCCCGUUACCGUUGUAGACGGCGCCGUGAUCUCCGUGUUCUGUGCCGCGCGCGAUCUUGGACUGGAGUUACCUGGAGACUCAAAUUUUGUCGCGGACCUGCAAGCGUACACUGCAGCGCAGACUGCGAGAGCAACGCUGCUUGUUGAUCGCGUUCGCCGAGCGGUCGCGGAGAAGUGUGGCGUGGCAGACUGGGGCGCCAGCGCAGCUCGGGUAGUGUGGGUCGGGCGAAACGAUGAAAGUGGACAACUCAGAGCCUGCGUUUCGGCGCCCGGAAGGCCGCGGCAUCACGCAUUCACCGGAACGGGCGCGGUCAACCUCGCAAUCGCCGCGGCUAUACCGGGAACGGUGGUCGCUGACGAACUGGGCGGAGGGGGUCACCACACAGCGAGCGGUGCCCAGCUGCGGUUCGUGCAUCCCGCUGGCCCCAUGGAUGUCACCAGUAGUGUGCGAUUCAAUGACGCGCGUGACGCAUGGGAAGCAGAGUCUGCCGGGCUCGUGCGCUCAGCGAGGGUGCUCAUGAAGGGAGAAGUUUUCCUGGAAGGGGACUAGGUGGCAGAGUAGAGGGCUAGAGCAGAUUUUCAUCGUUGGAAGCAGGGGUGUCAAGGCCGCAACAGAUGUUUACCGCGUUGCACUAGCCGCUGAAUAGAAUGGCAAGAU